CGCCAUGCCCAAAAGAAAGGCUGAAGGGAAUACUAAAGGAGAUAAAGCUAAGGUGAAGGACGAACCACAGAGAAAAUCUGCAAGGUUGUCUGCUAAAUCUGCUCCUCCAAAGCCAGAGCCCAAGCCUGAAAAGGCCCCUGCAAAGAAGGGAGAGAAGAUACCCAAGGGGAAGAAGGGGAAAGCAGAUGCUGGCAAGGAUGCAAAUAACCCUGCAGAAAAUGGAGACCCCAAAACAGACCAGACACAGAAAGCUGAAGGUGCUGGAGAUGCCAAGUGAAAUGUGUGCAUUUCUGAUAACUGUG
Cricetulus griseus (Chinese hamster) is the source of this 302-nucleotide messenger RNA. The record is from RefSeq and is a predicted model, not a curated record. Lineage: Eukaryota; Metazoa; Chordata; Mammalia; Rodentia; Cricetidae.